GGGGAUGAGCACCGGGAUGUGAGCGGGAUGUGAGCGGGAUGUGCGCAGGAUGUGAGCGGGAUGUGCGGGGAUGUGCGCACGAUGCGCGCAGGAUGUGAGAGGGAUGUGCGGAGAUGUGCGCACGAUGCGCGCAGGAUGUGAGAGGGGUGUGAGCGGGAUGUGAGCGGGAUGUGCGCAGGAUGUGAGCGGGGGAUGAGCGCGGGGAUGCAGCGCGAUGUGAGCGGGGAUGCAGCGGGGGCGCGGCGGGAUGAGGGCGGGGAUGCGGCGGGACGAGCGCGGGGAUGCGGCGGGACGAGCGCGGAGAUCCAGCGGGACGUGCGCGCCAUGUGCGCGGGGAUGCAGCGGGACGUGCGCGGGAUGUGCGCGGGGAUCGAGCGCGAUGUGCGCGGGAUGAGCCCGGAGAUCCAGCGGGACGUGCGCGGGAUGUGCGCGGGGAUUGAGCGCGAUGUGCGCGGGAUGUGCUCGGGCUGCGCUCGGGCCGUGCCCGGCCCCGCUCUCCCCGCUCCCCGGUCCCGGAACUCGCCUGGCGGAGCAUCCCCGGCCCGGCCCCGGGGCACCGCAGCGGGAUCGGCCCGAGAUCCCUCCGGGAUCCCUCGCAGAGGCGGCGGCCGCGGGGCCAAGGUCACCCCGCAGCGACUACAAUUCCCAGGAGGCAGCGAGAUCCCGGGAAAAGGCCCGGGGGGAGCGGAGGAGGAGUGAGGGGUUCGCUCCAGACCCCUCCGAGCUGCCUUCCCCCAGCAUUUGCCUCUUCCCCAUCGGAGCUGGGAUGUCCCAUCCCAGGGGAUGGCUGAGAAUCCGGCACAAACGGACGCGAAUCUAUUUCGGGAUUUACCUCAGUUAUGGGAAAACAAACAAACAAAGAACAAAAAAAAAGCAGCAGCAUGAGGAGAAAUAAAUGCCUGACGGUCGGGUUUGAAGUGCUGCGUGCUCCUUGCAGGGCUGCAGCCCCUGCACAUCUCCGGGACCACCUUCCAGGACCUCCACGGUCAUUAGCGGGUAUUAUCCUCGCUCUCUCUGAGGAAGAGGUGGGAUAAUCAUUCCCCAUUUAACGCCUGGGAAGCUUGGCACGGCGCACAUUAAGUGAUUUGCUGACAGGCACACAAGAAAAUUGCGCUAGUCAAGCGUUCUCCCAAUUAUGCCAUCCUUGGAACUGCAUAAUUUCCCUGCGUGAUUCCAAACACGGCUGAGACUCCCUGGGCAGGGCUUCAUCUCUGCAGAGCUCAAAGCAGCCGGCAGGACCCGUCCGUGCCCGUGUCCCCACCGCGGGGCUCCUCGGGCCACAAGCGCUCGGCUCCGCUGCCCCUCUCGGCGGGCAGGACGUGCAGCGCCGCUUCACCCCCGCGCCCGGCGGAAUUCCGCAGCCCAGUGGAAAUUCCCCAGCGCUCCAGGGGCCUCCAGGGGCCGGCAGAACCUCCCCGGAGCCGAGCGGGGCCCUGGGACGGUGAGCAGAGGGAUCCGGGGGGAGCAGGAA
This is a messenger RNA of Parus major (Great Tit), 1471 nucleotides long. RefSeq names its product sec-independent protein translocase protein TatB-like. NCBI's taxonomy places the organism in Eukaryota, Metazoa, Chordata, Aves, Passeriformes, Paridae. Bases 169 to 699 code for a protein of 176 amino acids. The record is from RefSeq and is a predicted model, not a curated record. The transcript is spliced from 2 exons.